ACCAGUAAUUAUGUCUUACAAACCCCGCGCUUGAGCAGUUGAGCUGAUGAACAGUUGAACAUAACACCAACCGAAGUCACCAACCGCUGCUUCUAAGUUCUACCAUCACCUUUCUGUGCUGCAACCGGUGCUUGAAGAAUACUUUUGUUUUCUUUUUGUGGUCGACACUCGAGGAGGGAUUCAUAUUUUGGCGUAAUUUAGAGUAUCAAUUAGAUCAAAUGGCGAAUGUGACUGAUAAUUACGUCCCUGAGAUCAUUUCCUCUGUUUGAUGAAGGUGAGUCAUGGCGGCUAUCAUCGGUGCAAGAGACAACAUCUCCGCCGGGGAUAGCGGCCUAUAUUCGCCUGCCAAGGAGAAGGCGGCCACCCGAGGGGUCUACAGUAGCCGCUCGCCGCUUCUGCUCCGUCGAAUCCGGCAGUUGCUCGGAGCCGCCAAGGUUAAGCUCCUUCUCGCCUUGUGCAUUUUCUUCGCCGUUAUUUUUAUCAGCUCUAGAAUCGGUUCUCUCAUGGGAUGGAACCCUCACUACCCUUCGUCCGUUUCUUCUCCUUCUCGCAGGGGUGGGUAUACAGUGCUGAUUAACACAUGGAAGCGUAACUCUCUUCUUAGGCAAGCUGUGGCCCACUAUGCAUCUUGUAGUGGAGCUGAUGCAAUACAUGUGUGGAGUGAGAGUGAUCCACCAUCAAACAGCUUGAUAGAUUAUCUUAGGGAUAUUGUAUUUUCAAAAUCACAAACUGCACACAAGCCUAACUUCAGGUUUGAUCUAAAUGAGGAGGAUAAUCUGAAUAAUAGAUUUAAGCCAAUUGAGGACCUCAGGACAGAUGCAAUCUUUUCUGUUGAUGAUGAUGUGAUUGUUCCAUGUUAUACCCUGAAUUUUGCGUUCACUGUAUGGCAAAGUUCUCCAUCCACCAUGGUUGGAUUUGUUCCCCGCAUGCAUUGGCUGGAUGUAGGGAAGGAUGGUGUUGCAUAUUACAAAUAUGGAGGUUGGUGGUCCGUUUGGUGGAUGGGUACUUACAGCAUGGUCCUCUCAAAAGCAGCAUUUUUUCACAGGAAGUACUUGGAUUUGUACACCUUCAAGAUGCCCUUAUCAAUACACGAUUAUGUAACCAGAGAAAGAAACUGUGUAGACAUUGCAAUGUCUCUACUUGUUGCCAAUGCCACUGGUGCUCCUCCAAUAUGGGUUAGAGGGAAGAUAUAUGAAAUCUGAUCAUCAGGCAUCAGCAGUCUGAAGGGACAUAGCAAUAGGAGGAACAAAUGCCUCAAUGAUUUUAUUUCCCUCUAUGGGACCAUGCCUCUGGUAUCGACCAAUGCAAAGGUGGUGGAUGCAAGACACGAGUGGUUCUGGUAAUCAUCAAGUGACUCCCUCUGUUUUACUGGUUCUUCUUUCAAUGGAACAUCUGUUCAUCACUGUUGCCUAGUUGUUAUUUUCUCCAUGACCCCAGAAAACAAUUGUGGUGGUAUUUAUUGUUAGUUAUGCACAUAAAAGUAAAGACAAAUAUUUGCUUCAUGAGGCUCCAACGAAAUUCACACUGCCAAAAGAACCUUUGUUA
Messenger RNA from Nelumbo nucifera (sacred lotus), 1545 nucleotides. Its product is annotated as glycosylinositol phosphorylceramide mannosyl transferase 1-like. NCBI's taxonomy places the organism in Eukaryota, Viridiplantae, Streptophyta, Magnoliopsida, Proteales, Nelumbonaceae. The record is from RefSeq and is a predicted model, not a curated record. Gene Ontology annotation, molecular function: glycosyltransferase activity. Gene Ontology annotation, cellular component: membrane.